This is a messenger RNA of Enterobius vermicularis (human pinworm), 1296 nucleotides long. The record is from the annotation of a GenBank genome assembly. NCBI's taxonomy places the organism in Eukaryota, Metazoa, Nematoda, Chromadorea, Rhabditida, Oxyuridae.
GAUGUUGCACGCCAACGUUACAAGGAGCGCCUUAUGAGCGCUCUACAGCAUCUCUCAUUACAGCUGAAUACAACGAUCUGCGAUGAGCUCAUAGACGAUAACGUAUCCUACAAGAGAAGAGUGGAGGCAGUCGAAAAGGCCCAAAAAUGGCGAUAUAUAUUUGACAAAAGUAAAUUGAUAUAUAAAUAUUUUAGAUGCGAAACGUUGAAGACGGUUUUUGGUUUUAAUGAAAGACCACUUUCCGAUGAAGAGGCUGAAUACCCAUUAGCUUAUGGAAUUGUUGCCUACAAGCAUAUAGAUCAGAUAUAUUAUAUGUUAAGUGCAUUUUACCAUCCACAAAACCUGUACUGUAUCGCUUUAGACAGUAAAGCUUCAUUUGUCUACAAAAAACAGGUCGAUCUAUUACAGCUAUGUUUUCCGAACAUACGACACAUUGAUAUGAAAAUCGAAUGGUGCGAAUACGGAAUACUUCGAGGAGUAAUGUCAUGUGUAGAAUAUUUAGUACAGUCUUCCAAUAAGUGGAAAUAUUACCAAUACUUGUCUGGUUUUGAUCUUCCGAUUAAAACAAAUCACGAAAUGGUUCGUAUAUUUAAGCAACUUAAUAAUACAAUAAAUAUGGAAAUUUUGCGUUUUCCUAUCGAUUUCUGCGAAUACACCCGAAACUGGUCAAUGUAUAAUCGAAAAUUUCUUUUCCUGUUGUUACAGAGACCCGUACCGUACGGCAUGAAUAUGUUCAAAAGCAGCGUGUCUGCAUUGAUCCCGCAUAGAGUGGCGAAAGAGAUGGUUGAAAAUGAGAAAGCUGUUGCACUUUACAAGUAUUUAAACGGGACCAUCUGCCCUGACGAAUCAUUCUGGUUGACAGCAGCAGGAAACAAAAAAAUUUUCCCAAUGCCCGGUUCGAUCAAUGCAACCAAAUGGCUCGAUUUUUUGGAGUAUAGACGAAGUAUCGAAGUUGCCAGAAACCUUCCAAUACCAUACUACAUUUCCAGGUUUCAAGUCUGGGAAAAUUCUGGCUUUUCAAAAUUGUGUAAAAUUGUUUCCGGAUCUUGCGUAUUCGGUGUAAAAGACAUACCAAUAUUAGUAAAACGACCCGAAUUAGUUGUCCACAAACUCUACUUAAACUACCAACCGGCAGCAUAUUUUUGUUUCUACAAAUAUGUUAGAGAACGAGCGCUUGGCAACAUAACCGACUUCAAUCCCAAACCCUAUGCUGAAAUACCAUUUGUCGCUGUUUCUAAGGGUGCUCGAGUGGAAGACGUUCUGUUCCCACUAGAAAAUCAGGAUCAUUACUGGUGA